This is a messenger RNA of Castor canadensis (American beaver), 1205 nucleotides long. NCBI's taxonomy places the organism in Eukaryota, Metazoa, Chordata, Mammalia, Rodentia, Castoridae. The record is from RefSeq and is a predicted model, not a curated record.
UUGACCCGCAGGUCAAGGGGGGACAAAGUGAGCAAGGAGAGAGCUGUGGUCAUCUGUCCUGCUUCUCCUGAGAACUGAAAACGGGAUCUGGGCUCUGGCAGAAGAGAAGCUAUGGGCACAGAAUUCCUGUGCCUGCUUUACCUCGGGUUCUGCCUCAGCUAUGGAGAAGAAAGAAAGGAUGAGAAACUUCCCAAGCCCUCCCUCAGUGCCUUGCCCAGCUCUGUGAUCCAACAUGAAAGCAAUGUGACCCUGCAGUGCCAGGCUCAUUUCCAAAAUGUCACAUUCAUGCUGGGAAAGUUGCAUGACUCUGGGUACCAGCAAGAACACAGUUCAGCAGGAAAUGAAGCUGAAUUUUCCCUCACUGACCUGCAGCCUGAGGAUGCUGGGGACUACUUUUGUGCAUACAAGACAGCAGCCUCCCUCAAGUGGUCAGAACGGAGCCAGUACUUACAGCUGGUGAUCAUGGGGUCACUCCCAAAACCAUCCCUCUCAACCAGUACAGAUUCUGCCAUGACUCCAGGUCACAGGACCCUCCAAUGUCUGAUUCCAUACAAUGAAACCAAAUGUGUUGUGAUUGCUCUGCUGAAAAUGGGAAUCGCAGAACCAUUGCAACCCGAGAAAGUAGGAAGAAACCAAACUGAUUUUGUGCUCUGGAAUGUGACCAGCAAGGACAAUGGGAACUACAGCUGUAUAUACUACCAGUGUACCUGGCCAUACCUGGGAUCAACCCCCAGUCGCAGCCUGAAGAUCUGGGUAACAGAUGAACACAUUGAACCUGAAGCUCCCUCACCAAAGACAGAACAGUCUCAUCACCCACAGUGAAAUCCCAUAUCCAUCAAGCAGUCACUCCCUGUCUACUCCUCUCCCACCAGUCUUGGUGACAAAGCUAUCUUUCUGGCCAUCUUUAGCUGCCUCUUCUCGUCUCUCCUAUUCCUUUCCAUCUUCCUCAUCUGCAGAUACUUUCAGCAUGGUGAGUUUGGAGAACAGCUAGUGAGAGUGGGGAAGGAGAAAAGGGUUUCUCAGGAGGUCAGUUCCUCCUUGCAUCUUUUUAUAGGUUCAUCAUCACAUGAAGAAUCCUCCAAGAGGUAGGUGGACAUCCAGUACUUGGCCAGCCUGAUGCCACACUUACUUCCCACCCCAUUCUUCAGAGACCUUCUGUGACCAUCUUCCUCACCUCUUCAUAGCCCCUUCCCUCUCCCUCAAAU